AUGGAGAUACAGAAAAUAGCUGAGCUCUGCUUUCCACAACUUCUUAACAAUUCCUGCAUCAAGCCGACACUUCACUGGUCCAAAGCUGUGCUCCUGAACAUUGUGCUGUCGUGCAUCUCUCUGAACACUGCUGUUCUCAACCUUCUUGUCAUCAUCUCAGUUUCUCAUUUCAGGCAGCUUCACACACCCAGUAACAUCCUCCUCCUCUCUCUGGCUGUCUCAGACUUUUUUGUGGGUCUCCUGUUGAUGCCAUUAGAAAUCUUUAGAAACACAACCUGCUGGGUACUUGGUGAUCUUAUGUGUUCUGUUUAUAUCCAUUUAACUGUCAUUCUUAUCUGUGCUUCAGUAGGUAAUAUAGUACUUAUAUCAGUUGACCGCUAUGUAGCUAUUUGUGACCCUUUGCAUUAUCCCACAAAAAUUACAGUGGGAAGAGUUAAGCUGAGUGUUUGUCUGUCUUGGCUUUUUUCUAUUUUCUACAGCAGUCUUUAUGCAAAGGAUGUCCUGAUUGAACCAGGAAAGUAUAAUUCUUGCUACGGAGAGUGUGUAUUCCUUAUUAAUAAUACUGUAGGUAUGAUUGACGUUGUUUUAACUUUUAUUGUUCCAGUUUCUGUCAUCAUAAUUUUGUAUAUGAGAGUAUUUGUGGUGGCUGUGUCUCAGGCUCGUGCCAUGCGCUCUCAUGUUACAGCUGUCACACUGCAGUGUUCAGUGAAUCAAACAAACAAAUCUGAGUUGAAAGCAGCCAGGAGUCUUGGGGUUCUUGUAGUUGUGUUUCUGGCAAGCUACUGUCCAUUUUUCUGCUACACUCUUGUUGAAGAAAAUGCGGUCAAAGAUCCAUCUGCAUCUUUUGUGGUCUUUGUAUUUUACUGUAACUCUUGUCUUAACCCUUUGAUCUAUGCCCUGUUUUACCCCUGGUUUAGAAAUGCUGUUAAAGUCAUCAUCACUUUUCAGAUAUUAAAGCAUGACAGUAGUGAGGCCAAUAUACUGUAA
Molecule: messenger RNA, 987 nt
Organism: Pelmatolapia mariae (spotted tilapia)
Lineage: Eukaryota; Metazoa; Chordata; Actinopteri; Cichliformes; Cichlidae
Product: trace amine-associated receptor 13c-like
Exons: 2
Coding region: 1-987 (328 amino acids)
Biological process (GO): G protein-coupled receptor signaling pathway
Cellular component (GO): membrane
Molecular function (GO): trace-amine receptor activity
Source: RefSeq, a predicted model, not a curated record